This is a messenger RNA of Colletes gigas, 1948 nucleotides long. Its product is annotated as solute carrier family 52, riboflavin transporter, member 3-A. The record is from RefSeq and is a predicted model, not a curated record. Gene Ontology annotation, biological process: riboflavin transport. Lineage: Eukaryota; Metazoa; Arthropoda; Insecta; Hymenoptera; Colletidae. The transcript has 2 exons. Gene Ontology annotation, cellular component: plasma membrane. The coding region runs from base 624 to 1940 and encodes 438 amino acids. Gene Ontology annotation, molecular function: riboflavin transmembrane transporter activity.
GACAGUCGUGCUACGACCGUUGAUUGAUUUGCGUGUCGAUUACCGUGCCCGAGUUUUAUAACGUUAUUGCCAGGGUAUUUCCUGGCAAUUUGGUGCACGCAGUCGCGAACCUCGCAGUUCUACACGCGGAUUCGUUAAACAGAUCGAGUCCUGUCUCGUCACGGCCUGUGACUUUUCUCGGCGAUAGGUUAUGUUGUCCGCGUGGAGAAGAAAGAAAGCUAUGUUGGAACGGUGUUAAACGGCUAAAAAAAUCGCUUCUAGACUGAAAGACGAGCGUGAAGAAGCAUUUACGUGAAAGAAGAAACAUCGACGACCCGUUCCUUGUCGCGACACCGAAACAGUAUUAAAAACGGUCGAGACUGCUGACCGCAUCGAGGAGAUUGUUUUUUUUUUCCUUUUCCUGCGACUGACACAUGUUCUUAACUGGCGCGGUCGUUGCGUAAGACAGUUAGGAAAUACCGAAUAUAGGAAAAGAAAGAUUUUUCACGCGCCUGUGCUUGCCUAUACAGUUACGUGUCUUCGAAUAGAAAAAGCCUAAAAUUUUUCGUACACAGAAACGAACAACGGCGAGAGAACGGGAACAUAUUUACGAAGGUCGACCGACCUACGUAGAAUCACUAUUGAUGAAUGACAAGAGGACGAAAAUGUUAAGUCAACGAUUAAGUAACAGAAGGUUAAUAGUCGAUCUGCUUGCACUGAUGUUUGGCCUUGGUGCGUGGGUUGGUGUAAAUGGUAUCUACGUUCAACUGCCCCUUCUGGUAAAUGUUUCUCCGGAAGGAUGGAGUCUUCCAGCCCAUAUGGUUAUGCUAGUACAAUUUGCCAACUUGGGACCAAUACUUUACACAAUGUACAUAAAAUACAGUGCAUGGGCGUGCGAUAAAUACAUUACGUACGCGCUUCUAGCAGCAGCAUCGUUGGCUACAUUUAUAUUAGCUUUUUUAUACCACGAAACUUCGAUAGUAUUCGGCAACGAGCACUCUACUGCUCUUUUGUCCCUGAUGUUCAUAACAGCCACGGUCGGAUGUACAAGUUCGGUUCUAUUCAUGCCCUACAUGAGGAACUAUAGAGAAAUUUAUUUAGUGUCGUAUCUUGUAGGAGAAGGGCUCAGCGGAUUUGUGCCGAGCAUAGUGGCAUUGAUCCAAGGGGUUGGUGGUAAUCCGGAAUGUUUGAAUGUUACUCAGCCUGGAUCGAGCGAAGUAGAAUUAAAGCUUCACUAUCCAGAGCCCAGAUUUUCGUGUCAAACAUUCUUUAUUUUCAUCGGUGUCUUAUUGUUCCUGUCUUAUUUGUCUUUCUUGGGAUUGAACAAUUUAUCCAUCGCUGUUGGAGAACUUGUGAAACAUCCGGAUAGUAUGGAGGCAUUGCCAACAGACACAAGAGCACCACCAAGUUACAAAACUAGCUCUGGUUGGACAAUGUCUAAACAAGUGUAUUCAUAUUUAUUAGUUAUGAUGGCAAUUGUUUGUUUCUUAGGUAAUGGUACAUUACCAAGUCUCCAAUCGUAUUCUUGUUUACCAUAUGGGAAUGUUGCAUAUCAUUUAACUGUUACUCUAUCGUCGAUGGCUGGUCCAUUGGCAAUGUGUUUAGGUUUUGUUAUUAAAAUGCCAAAAGUAAGUCUUCUCAGUGUGCUGCUCGGAGUCCUUAUGGUGCUCUCUAGUUUCGUUUGCGUUUUAGCUGCUAGAUCACCUACACCACCUUUACAAAACACCUGGAUAGGCGAAUUGUUAGUAGUUUUAUCUUGGAUACUAAUUAGCGGUCUAAUAGGGUUUAUAAAAUUAUGCAUCACGACGUUGUUUAGGCCCGAUCCUGGCCGAGGUCUAUAUUAUACUGGGGUUGCAACUCAAGUUGGGUCAUUGAUCGGAGCAAUAGUCACAUUCGUUUUAGUUAAUCAUGCAAAGCUGUUUCAUUCUUACUCUCCGUGUUCAUUGUCUACAAAACAUUGACAUUUUAU